Messenger RNA from Strongylocentrotus purpuratus (purple sea urchin), 1382 nucleotides. RefSeq lists its product as uncharacterized. Gene Ontology annotation, biological process: transmembrane transport. NCBI's taxonomy places the organism in Eukaryota, Metazoa, Echinodermata, Echinoidea, Camarodonta, Strongylocentrotidae. The record is from RefSeq and is a predicted model, not a curated record. Gene Ontology annotation, molecular function: monocarboxylic acid transmembrane transporter activity. Bases 33 to 1292 code for a protein of 419 amino acids. The transcript has 4 exons.
CGGAUGCUUCAUCUUUAGGCCUUGCGUGCAGCAUGCCUACGUCCAUGAUGUUCUUAGGAUCUUUACCCGUUGCUUAUAUCCUAAAGAGCGGCUACAUAUCACCUCGAGUGAUGGCGGUCACUGGAGCUAUCAUAUCAUCGUUAGGAAUCAUCAUUUCCGGUUAUCUGACAUCUGUAAUCCCUCUCGGAUUCUGCCUUGCCCUAACAGGAUUUGGACUGUCGAUGGGGUACCUACCAAUCAAAGUCUUACUCAAUGACUACUUCCAGGAUACAUUCAUACUUAUGAACUCUUUAGGCAAUCUAGGAAAACCUGCAGGUGCAAUAGUUGUUCCAGUCAUCAUCGAGGGGGCGCUAGAUGCGUAUGGGUUCAGUGGUGCCAUGCUCAUCCUUGGAGGGAUCAGCUUGCAUGCAAUUCCUGCCAGUUUAGCUCUUAGGACAGUAAAGGGUUCUCCCAAAGCCACAAGUAUUCAGAAAAGAGAAGGUUGUCAAGAACCUUUAAUCGAUCCGAAUGGUGAUAAUAAGAGUGUUCUUAUGGCUGUAGAUGAUGGUGAAAUAGUUAGCUCGGACGACCUGGCUUCAUCGUCAAAAGAAAUUAGCCAAUAUCGAGAAGAUCACCUUGAGAGAGAAUCUGCAGAUAAUGACGUUUUACCUUGGAGGCUGCGAUUGUGGCGGUGGUUCCGGCACUGCAUUAUUGUGGAAGAACCUCUCCUGUUACUUUCACUUCCUAUUCUUUUCCUCACGUUCUUCGUUGCGCAAUCAUGGAUUUUAUUUCUUGUUCCAAGAGCAAUAUGGCACGGAAUUCCAACUUCUAAAGCCGUUUUGUUGUCAUCAAUUGGAGGUGGAGGUGGCGUCCUAGGGAGAAUUCUAUGCAUUGCGAUUCUCUUCUUCUUAAGAGUUGAUUUUAUUGUCGUUUCCCUGAUCCUGAGUGUGAUAUCAUCAACUACCUUCUUAAUUGACCCACUGCUAACAUCGUUCCCAGUCAUGUGCGUCACGGCGUUUGUCCAAGGGUUGUGCGUCUUCAGCUCAGGAAUAUCUUCUGCUGCCUUCCUCAAGGGCUCUGUGUCUAAUAAAAACUUCACGGUUGCCGCAGGGAUCUUUGGUUUGGUGACCGGCAUCGGAGGGAAUGUCGGAAGUUUGUUAUCAGGUAUGAUCAAGGACAAGACUGGAUCCUACACAAUAGUGUCUCUUGCUCUUGGUUUCACCAACUGUCUAACUGUGAUCCUCACAAUUGUCUUCUUGGCUGCCCGACGGGGACGGGAUCAUCUCACAUUACAAGACAAACGAGAAAAAUGAUCAAGGAUUUGAUGAUCACCGCAUCUUGCUCUUAGAAAUGUUGUGGUCUAGUCGAUAGGUCAACAGACUGUAGAUCAGAAGUUGCGGGGU